Messenger RNA from Penaeus vannamei (Pacific white shrimp), 375 nucleotides. Lineage: Eukaryota; Metazoa; Arthropoda; Malacostraca; Decapoda; Penaeidae. The record is from RefSeq and is a predicted model, not a curated record.
AUGUCUCUUCAGGUUCUUGUCUUGUUCGCUGUGGUGGCAGUUGCCCUUGGGAGCACAGUCCCAUCAUACAAUACUCCUGCGCCUUCCUAUAGUGCCCCCGCCCCGAGCUACAGAGCGCCUUCCCCAUCCUACAAUGCACCUGCUCCUUCUGGAGCUUACUAUGUUCUCCUUCCCGACGGCCGUGGUGCAGAAGUUGCCUACACCGUGAACGGCGACUCCUGGUACGUGGCUGAAGUUACCUACGAGGGAGAGGCCCAAUACCCUGCUCACCAGCCUGCCCGUCUGCUCCUACCAGCGGCCCCCGCCCCUUCUACGGACCAGCCCCUACUCCCUCCUACCAAACCACUCCUAGCUAUGCAUAAAUCGGCUCAUUGA